Messenger RNA from Pseudovirgaria hyperparasitica, 2820 nucleotides. RefSeq lists its product as uncharacterized. NCBI's taxonomy places the organism in Eukaryota, Fungi, Ascomycota, Dothideomycetes, Acrospermales, Acrospermaceae. Gene Ontology annotation, molecular function: protein binding. Bases 228 to 2576 code for a protein of 782 amino acids. The record is from RefSeq and is a predicted model, not a curated record. The transcript is spliced from 3 exons.
CACUGACUGGCCGCGACAAGCAAUUCCAAUAGCGCUGCCCUUACUCAUUUCUUGCCACCAUCACAACAACUUCUUCAGCAUCAACAACUCUUCCCACCGCCUUUUCAUCCUCCAUAUACAUCUUCCAAGCACGCCGCUGGACUUUUCUCCUGUUGGCUCUUUCGUUCGUUCUGUCUUGUUUGCUUCCAGGUCUCUCGUUUGCUUGUUCUACCACUAGCUGUCCAUCCAUGGCGACCCUUCCCGCAGACCCACCCACGCCGCGUCUUUCAGUCUUUCGCGAGGUUGGACUGGACGACGAAGACGACACGACCCUCUUCACAUCUCUGCCACUACAGCGACCGCAGCUUAGAGUUCGCUUUCGAAGUCACAACUCCAUAAUAAAUCCCAAUGGUGAGGACAACGCAGACGACUCCGACGAUUGGGAGAGUAUUGACCAUGUUGAAGGGGAUGACUUUGACUGUCAGUCCGACGAAGAUGUGGACGUAAUCACAGUACAGUCAAGAGCGUCGCUACCGUAUCGCUUGACACUCCUUGCCUUAUUCGUCGCUAUUGCCUUACCCAUCGUCCAGAGUGCACCAUAUCUGGUCUCUGCAAGAGAUUCACUGUGGAGGCCUUGGACAACGGUAAACCCCAGCAAUAAUUUGCAGAGAAGAGAAGAUAGCCCGACGAAUAUUUGUAAGAGAUGGAGCCAUCAGAGUGCCGUGGUGAAUGGCACCUUGUACAUGUAUGGUGGGCGGGCAAUGAGUGACAAGUCACAGACAUCUGACCAGUGGAAUAACUACUUCCUCUCUCUCGAUCUGACAAAGACUUGGCAAAUCAGUGAUCCUGCCCUCACUGGCUAUCCUCAACCUUCCGGUCCUCCUCCUGUCUCGAAUGGCUUCCUAUGGAACUCUCACGAUUCACUCUACCUAUAUGGCGGAGAGUUUUCUGAUACGCCCAUAACAUCGCCCGUUCCAUUCUCCACGUGGGAGUACGAUAUCAAGGCUGGAAACUGGGUGGAGCAUGAGGAUCCAAAAACAUCCGCUGGAAAAAAUGCCGAACCCGAAGGCCAAUCAGUACAGCGUGCCGCCGAAGGAGCAGGAGCCGGCGUAGCGGCAUUGGGUAGGGGAUGGUACUUUGGAGGUCAUCUGGACUUCCUGACGACAUACGAAUGGAGCAACCAGGUUGCCAGGGUCUACAUCAAAUCUUUGGUCGAAUUCACGUUCCCAGGAUACUCCAACAGUGCCGUUGACACUAUUUCUAGUAGCCCGGCUGGAGACGAUGGUGUCUGGCGUAACAUCACACAGGGCGGCGUACAAGAGACCGGCGGGUUUCCCGAACGAGCGGAUGGUCUUCUUGUCUACGUGCCUGGCUUUGGAGCUGAAGGUAUACUUUUGGGUCUUGCAGGGGGGGACAACCAGAGCUUCACUCAAAUGAAUGUUAUCGAUGUGUACGAUAUAGCCAAUUCGACCUGGUACAAGCAGUCAACCGCUGGAACGACACCUGGAAUACGGGUCAACCCUUGUGCUGUCGUUGCAGCUGCUCCUGACGGAUCAUCAUACAACAUGUACAUGUACGGUGGUCAGGACUUGAAAGCUAACAAUAGUCAACAAAACCAGUACGAUGACAUGUGGAUCCUGUCUAUGCCUUCCUUCACCUGGUUUGAAGUCAAGACGGACUCCCAAGUUCCCCCGGGCCGCUCAGGACACACCUGCAACGUCUGGGACGGUCAACUUGUUCUCGUUGGCGGCUACGUCGGCCAAGAUCUUCUUUGCGAUUACCCCGGAAUAUAUGUUUUUAAUCUCACCAGCUUAAACUGGAAUAAUCAGUUCACAGCCCUUACCGGCUCUGACAACAUCAACAACAAAGACGCUGCCGACUUCAACCCCUUUUCCCAACAGUCGAACCAACUCUCCCACAAAUCCGACUCCGGCACUGGCGGUCUCGAAGGCUCAUACGGCUACCAAGUCCCCGCGCAAGUGUAUUCUGCAAUCGGCGGUAAUGAGCUUGGCGGUGCCACUAUCACCAAGCCCGUCGCGACCGCAACAGCAGGCCCUUUUGCCACUGGCUCGCCCAUCACGUACACUGUCACAAACCCCGAUGGUUCCAUCGUAACGUCUAUCACCGGGGGCGGCAAGUCCAAUAAUGGUGGCGGCACGAAUGUCGCCGCAAUCGUCGCCGGGUACUUUGCCUUCUGUGCCUGGAUUUAUCGGAAACAGCUUCAGCUAUACAAGACUCACGCCGCAAUGAUGCAAGCACGCAACGCUAACGAGAAAGACGCCUUUCUACCGUCAGGCACCUCCAUGAUCGGAGGAGGAGCGGCGCUCGGCACGGCGCUAAGCAAGAGUAGCUCUGAGCGGGCGCAAGGACUGAGACCGGACAGUAUUGCGAAUACGGUGGGGAGCCACUCGCGUACUGCGAGUAGUGGAAAUGGAAUAGGUGCAGGGACGGCGUAUGCGGGCGCAGGUGCGGGAAUGGGGAGAGGCAGUAUGGAUUCGAUGGAGGAUCUGCUUGCGGACCAGGAGCCGAGCUUCUGGGGAACGAAGGGGGUGUUGUUGAAUCCGAGAAGGAGUCUGAGGGUCAUUAAUCGGGAUUAAUGAUGGAAGAGAGAGAGAGAGAGUAAUAAGGAAGAGCGGGUAUGUGAAUUGUCGUCUGUCGUCUGUCGUCUGACGUUGUAGUUGUGUGCGAAUACCCUGAAGAUUUGUUUCGGAGGACAUGUAUAGAGUAUAUUUCAAGACCUGGAUUCGAGGGUCGACAGGCAUGCGCGGGAAACAAGAUAUGAGUACAGGACAUAAUGAUAAUGAAUAAGAAGAAUUAAUACGAUCAUCCCAUAUAUAUAUC